UACCCCGAGCCUCUGAACCCCUUCCCAAGGGUCCUUGUGACCCUCUCGUUCCAGGAGUCCCCUGUCCCCCUACCUUUCCCUGUAGUGAGGCCCCGCCCGGCUUCCCCGGUGUCCCCGCAGACCCCGCCAUGGGCAACACGAGCAGCGAGCGCGCCGCGCUGGAGCGGCAGGGUGGCCAUAAGACGCCCCGGAGGGACAGCUCUGGGGGCGCCAAGGACGGGGACAGGCCCAAGAUCCUGAUGGAUAGCCCCGAGGACGCCGACCUCUUUCACUCCGAGGAAAUCAAGGCUCCAGAGAAGGAGGAAUUCCUGGCCUGGCAGCAUGAUCUGGAAGUCAACGAUAAAGCUCCUGCCCAGGCUCGGCCAACUGUAUUUCGGUGGACAGGGGGCGGAAAGGAAGUUUAUUUGUCUGGGUCCUUCAACAACUGGAGUAAACUUCCCCUCACAAGAAGCCACAACAACUUUGUAGCCAUCUUGGAUCUACCUGAAGGGGAGCAUCAGUACAAGUUCCUUGUGGACGGCCAGUGGACACAUGACCCUUCUGAGCCAAUAGUAACCAGCCAGCUUGGCACAGUUAACAACAUCAUUCAAGUGAAGAAAACUGACUUUGAAGUAUUUGAUGCUUUAAUGGUGGAUUCCCAAAAGUGCUCCGAUGUGUCUGAGCUGUCCAGUUCACCGCCAGGACCCUACCACCAGGAGCCCUACAUCUGCAAACCCGAAGAGCGGUUUAAAGCGCCCCCCAUCCUCCCGCCACAUCUGCUCCAGGUCAUCCUGAACAAGGACACAGGGAUUUCGUGCGAUCCAGCCUUGCUCCCUGAGCCCAAUCACGUCAUGUUGAACCACCUCUAUGCUCUUUCUAUCAAGGAUGGAGUGAUGGUGCUCAGCGCGACCCACCGGUACAAGAAAAAGUACGUCACCACCUUGCUUUACAAGCCCAUAUGAAGAGCUGGGAGCAGACGAUGGGCCACAGGCAACAAGGCACCACCAGGCUCCACGUGUGCAUGCUUUACACUAGAGGGAACAGACUGUCAGUUUCUCAUUUCACAUUCUUUAUAAGACAUUUCAUACUGGCCCUAGUCCUACUUGAAGGUUUAUUUCAGGCUCCAGAAGAGCCUUGGUCUGCAGCAGUCCUGUUUUCACCCAGAGGCUGUGAACCUCAUCAAGGUCAAGACAGGUAUCAAGGAGACCAGGAGCUGUGCAGCCACCACACUGCACUGCGUGAGGGCAAGUGUAAUUCUAAAUAACGUCCUCUGAACUGGUUGUGGAGCUGUUUCUUAAACCAGAAAUGAAUGGUAGUAAAAAUGGGAGCAGGGGACCAAGGCCACACAAAAUUCCUAACUGUGCAUGUGUCUUCAGGGCCACUGACUUGUCCCUGUUGCCGCCUGGCUGCGGGGAUAACAGUAAGUACAGUGUUGGUCUUGUCUCUCCUUUGAAAUCAAAGCAAUAGAUCUCUUCCAUUCUUUGUCCCAUGGAGGUGACAUUUCUAUAGAAAUAAGAACCUGUCUGAUUUCCAGAUGAAGCUUUACAAUUGUUUCUUACACUUAUGUACACUGAGUACUUUUUUUAAACCAGAGGUCGUUGACCGUACGGCUUCAAGGCGAUUUUUCAGUCACCACGGCUAGAACGUAGAUAGUGUAAAACAUGUUCAGCAAUAACUUGUUCUCAGAACAGAUUUCUAAAACCGCUGGCCGAUUUCUCUAGUAAGCCAAAUGAUCCUGAGGGCCGACCACUGUUGGCUGGAAGGUUGUCCAGCUUUUUAUUCGAGUCAUAGAGGUGACAGUAUUACUAUGAAAAUCUGGGAGAAGCACCCCACCCUAAUCUGAAUUACAGCCUAGGUCACCUUGUUCAAGACCUCUGCCCCUAGUCACCAAACAAGGUCGCAGCAUUUGUGUUGUUUGUGCUGAAAAGAAUUCAAAACUUGACGGCAGCCACCUCGAUUCACAUCAAGAAGACAUCCUUUGGACUGAAGCGGAGGACUGGGUUUCUCUUCCCUCAGCUGGGUUUCCAGGGAGCUGCCAGCAGAUGUGCUUCCUGGUGCCCAGUUGGCAGAGGUUACCAUUAUGCCCUGUGCCCUUGCUGGGAGGUGGGAGGAACGAGGUCCUUGGUUUCCAGUAUCUCUUUGGUAAACCUGAGUUUGAAGUCCCCUUUUUUGUUAUUUUUUUCAAAACACCAAAUGAUUUUCACCUUGUCAUACAGGUUUCAAUAAAGCUUUUUAAAGAUAA
Messenger RNA from Loxodonta africana (African savanna elephant), 2221 nucleotides. It is a transcript of the gene PRKAB1, whose product is annotated as protein kinase AMP-activated non-catalytic subunit beta 1. NCBI's taxonomy places the organism in Eukaryota, Metazoa, Chordata, Mammalia, Proboscidea, Elephantidae. Gene Ontology annotation, cellular component: nucleotide-activated protein kinase complex; nucleus; cytoplasm. Bases 129 to 941 code for a protein of 270 amino acids. The record is from RefSeq and is a predicted model, not a curated record. Gene Ontology annotation, molecular function: protein kinase binding. Gene Ontology annotation, biological process: signal transduction. The transcript is spliced from 7 exons.